AUGCAGGCUGGUGUAAACGGCAUGCUCGGUGAUAGCAUGCUCUUUGGUGCUCAGCAAGGCUCUACGCUGAGUUUUGUUGCACAAAAUGGUGAAUUGGUGGCGCUGCGACGCAAGAAGAAGAGUGGGUCCCAUGACACUUCCUGGAGGCAUGACGAAACUUACGGGAUUGAUAUCAAUCAGCUACUCGAUCAAUGCGAUAGCCACAGCGGCAAUUCCAAAGACGUGAAACUUUCAAGGCCUACUGGCAACCUGUCGGGGAAGUUAUGGACCGAAAAAUGGAGACCUAGCUCUUUUUUUGAUCUAGUGGGCAACGAAAAGACCAACAGACGCGUUUUGAAGUGGCUUCGGCAAUGGUCGCCGCUGGUGUUUGGCGAGGUUUUGCCAACGAAGGGCUCCAACCAGUGGAGAGGAGCAAAUACGAGGCCUCAGGACUCACCGGAGCAUUUGGAUCCACUUCAAAGACCUCACAAGAAAAUCUUACUGAUCAAUGGACCACCGGGGAUAGGGAAAACUUCUGUAGCACAUGUGGUAGCCAAGCAAGCGGGAUACUCAAUAAUGGAGAUCAAUGCAAGCGACGAAAGAGCGGGACCGCGUGUCAAAGACCGUGUCCAUAACGCUCUAUUUUCUAACACACUUGACGAGCGACCUGUUUGUCUGAUUGCAGAUGAAAUAGAUGGCAGCAUAGAGUCUGGUUUUGUCAAAGUACUCGUUGACAUCAUCAACAAUGAUUUCAAAGCAACACAAAGAUUGUUAAGCGGUGCCCCAAUAAAAUCAAAGGGCAAGCGUCAGCGUAAGAAAGCACAAGGCCAGAUCAUGACGCGUCCUAUAAUCACCAUCUGUAAUAACGUUUACGCCUCUGCAUUAGAGAAAUUAAGGCCACACUGCGAGAUCAUAACAUUUCAAAGGCCUUCAGAAAACGCGAUAGUGGAGAGACUUUUCCAUGUUUGCCACAAGGAAAGACUGCAUAUGGAUAAGAAAAGGUUGAAGGAACUAACGGAAAACUUUCAAGGUGAUGUAAGAAGUUGUCUCAACAACAUGCAAUUUUUGGCCACUCUGGCUUCUGAUACGGAUUCGUCAGGUUUUGGUGACCACUUAAAGGACAUGACAGUGCCAUGGUUUAAAAUCUGUAAUCAAAUGUUCCAAAAAAACCCACAUGUAGAUGUGAAAUACCAAUUUGAGAAGCUUCUAAGAGACGUUGAGACAAAUUCUAAUUAUCAAAAGAUUGUUCAUGGUUGCUUUCUGAUGUUUCCUAAUGUCAAAUACUCUGAUCAAGGUCUUAGAAAACCAAGCGUAGCUGCAGAUUGGUUAUACUUCAAUGACCUUAUGUUUAAAUCUCUGUUUGAGCACAACGGAGACCUACUGCGGUAUAAUUCAGCAGUCCCUAUGGCAUUUUUUAAUCUUUUCAGUGAUAUCGCCAAUAAGGAUGACGUUAGAACCCAGCACAAUGAAUUUGAGCAAAGAGAAAUACUGCGAAGAAACGAAGAUAUCAUAAUUGCCACGCUAAGACGCACAUCUCCAGGAUCUCAGAUUUAUAUGAACAAAAAGGCGUUGACCCUUGAAAUUCUACCGCUUUUGGAUCAUAUGAUAGCUGCCGAUUUCUCAAAAGUCAGGAAUGGGCUUGUCAAGAAUGCGCUAUUUAGUAACAUGGUUUCUGCAAUUACCGGUUUCAACCUAACAUUUGGUGAGCGGGUUGAUACGGACUUGCCAAGAAUUACUUGCAUAGAGCCGCCAUUUGACAAAGUUAUAUUAAUGAAUGAAAAGCGAGUCAAAGAAGUUUUUACAAAGAGACCUGCGCUUUUGAAUGUUGUCAGUGCAAAAGUACAAGAAAGUGUUGUGAGAAAAAGGACGAUUGAGAACGCUAAAACUGAGAAAGAGGACCUAGAGACCGCUAGGAAGAGGCAGAAAUCCUCGUUGUCCAAGCCUGCCGAUUAUUUUAGAUCGCAGUACGCAAACGUGCAGAAAAAAGGAGCGCCUCUUUAUUCAGAACAGGAGGCUACUGGUCAAUCUUCUCAAGAGCAUAUCAAGAUUUGGAUCAAAUACAAAGAAGGUUUUUCAGACGCUGUUAGAAAGAACGUGACAUGGAAUGCACUGUGGGAAUGA
This is a messenger RNA of Lachancea nothofagi CBS 11611, 2100 nucleotides long. NCBI's taxonomy places the organism in Eukaryota, Fungi, Ascomycota, Saccharomycetes, Saccharomycetales, Saccharomycetaceae. The record is from the annotation of a GenBank genome assembly.